Symbiodinium sp. CCMP2456 is the source of this 360-nucleotide messenger RNA. The record is from the annotation of a GenBank genome assembly. NCBI's taxonomy places the organism in Eukaryota, Dinophyceae, Suessiales, Symbiodiniaceae.
GCUUUCCUGGCGGGCUGCAUCCCGGUCGUUUUCGAUUUCCCCUCCUACAUGCACGGCCAGAGGAGCUGGUGGAUGGAGGACGGAUCCCCGUUCCAGCUCUCGGUGCCUUUCCCAGAGGACAUCCCUUACGAAGACAUUGUGGUCGUCAUUCCUGGUACCGAGAACUACACACAAUCUGCAAUCAACAUGCUGCUGAAGCUGCGCUCAAUGUCCGCGGAGGACAUCGCGCGAAGGCAGGGCCUACUCCAAGACUACCGGCACUUCUUGAGCUUCCAAUGGGACGGAUCGAGACCGGAUGCCUUUACCGCGAUCAUGCAGCGAAUCGGUCGCUUCGUCCGCGGGAGGCCGCAGGUGCGCUGA